CCUCCUCCCUCCGCUUCAAAGCCGUGCACUGCACCGCACGCCAUCGUCACCAAGAGGAAAGCGGCAAGCCUAUUCCGUCCCAUCUUCCGCCGUCCGGUUCCGCCGAACACGCCGCCAGGUCUCCUUCCGCCAGAGCACGCCACCUCGGAUCCCCCUCCCUGCUCACGUGCCCGGCGACUCGGCACCUCCGCCCUCCGCCCUCCACCGACCACCUGCCCCCCACCCCUCCUUGAACGGCGUCGAGUGGGGCAUUCAUCAUCAGGACUGGUUGGGAAGGACCAGCAUGCUCUACAGAGAAGUGUUGCAGAGCAUUAAAAGCAGUUUGGGAAGACUACAGAAAUACCAAAAAAGAUUGCCCCUUAGCUUCUGAAUCCUUCAAUCAUCUAGCCUGUAAAAGAACAAAACCAGGAGUAGCUAAAGACGACAAUCCCAACACUUUGUUGUUAUCUUUACUGACAGUAUGGCACUGAAAAAUGUGAUCCGGUUCAUUUUGGUGCUGGCCCAUGUGAUCAGUUGUCUGGCUCGAUCAGGGAACGUGUUCUUUCCUGGCUUCGUUUCAACAUCAAAGCCAUUACCAAGCUGGCCAAUUUUGAGUGCAGGAACAUCUGUAACUGUGGCUCUUGUUCUGUCGUUGUUUCUAACCUUUGAGCAUCUGUGUGCAUACCAUCAACCUGAGGAGCAAAAAUUCAUGAUUGGUCUGAUUCUGAUGGUUCCAGUAUAUGCUGUUCAAUCAUUCUUUUCAUUACUGGAUUCAAAUGUUGCAUUCAUCUGUGAACUGAUGCGUGACUGUUACGAGGCAUUUGCCAUGUAUUGUUUCGAGAGAUAUUUGAUAGCAUGCUUGGGUGGGGAGGAAAGUACCAUUAGGUUUAUGGAGGGUCGGCUCCAAAUCAGUGAGAGCUCACCUCUGCUAGAUGUUGAUUAUGAUUAUGGCAUUGUGAAGCAUCCUUUCCCAUUGAGCUGCUUUAUGAGAAAUUGGUACCUUGGUCCCGACUUCUACCAUGCUGUGAAGAUUGGUAUUGUGCAAUAUAUGAUCCUCAAACCUAUCUGUGCUGUCUUGGCAAUUUUCUUUGAACUUCUUGGAAUCUAUGGAGAAGGAAAGUUUGGGUGGAAAUACGGGUAUCCAUAUUUGGCUGUUGUCCUAAAUUUCAGCCAGACGUGGGCAUUAUAUUGUCUUAUACAGUUUUAUACUGCUACCAAGGAGAAGCUGGAACCUAUAAAGCCCCUGUCCAAGUUUCUUACUUUCAAAUCUAUUGUAUUUUUGACCUGGUGGCAGGGUGUUGCUGUUGCGUUUCUUUUCUCAACUGGGCUUUUUAAUGGACAUUUGGCACAAAGGUUUCAAACACGUAUCCAGGAUUACAUUAUAUGCCUUGAGAUGGGGGUUGCGGCAGUGGUCCAUUUAAAAGUGUUUCCAGCUAAACCUUACAGCCGUGGGGAAAGAAGUGUUCGCAAUGUUGCUGUCAUGUCUGAUUAUGCAUCACUGGGAGCUCCAGAUCCUGAAGAAAUCGGAGGAGGGAUCGACAGCUUAACAGUCUUGCAAACUCCUGCCACUAAAGACAGGCGGUUGAGUUUUUCUCAGAGUGUUCGUGAUGUUGUGUUGGGCAGCGGUGAAAUCAUGGUUGACGACGUCAAAUAUACAGUUUCCCAUGUCGUGGAGCCUAUGGAGCGGAGUUUUACAAAGAUAAAUAAGACAAUUCAUCAAAUCUCAGAAAACGUCAAGCAGCUUGAGAAGAAAAAGAGGAAGGCAAAGGAUGACAGCCAUCUUAUUCCUCUGGAACCAUGGUCAGAGGAAUUUUCAGAGGCUCAUGAUCAUGUUGUGGGCGGUAGCGUCAGUGAUAGCGGAUUAGCUAAGACAAGGUACAACAGGACCUCAAAUAGGCCCCGGAGGUCAUUCGAGUCCAGAUUGCGCAGAUGGUUCUAGCCGCAAGUCGGUGCUAGUGGGUUAAUUGAUUUUGAUUUUUGGUCAAAAGAGGGGGUUAACCUUUUAACUCCGGUGGUCUAUACAUUAUACAUUAGAGGACAUAACGAGGACAAAAUGAUAGCAAUUCUGACAACUGGUAGUUGGCACGAAGUGGAGGCAGUAGCUACUUCCUGUUGUUUAUAGCUGACCCUGGGCUCUUUCCCAUUCUGGAGGCAGUAGCUAUAUGAGUUUUUGAAGUUAGCGUCCUUGUUUAGAUCUUAGCUCUUAGGACCCUCAAAUACGGAUGUAACCCGUUGCUUCCCAGAGUUAGUGGAAAGUAGCAUGCAUUAAACUGAGACUUGUUUAGAACUUACCUUUUAGGACUGGCAAAUACGGAUGUAACCCGUUGCAUCCCAGCGUUCGUAGAAAGUAACAAGCAUUAAGCUGAGAGAUUUGUAAUACGUGUUAAACAUGGUUUCAAAUUGAAAUAAGGAAAUCAAAUCCUCCAGUGGUUUAGUGC
Messenger RNA from Sorghum bicolor (sorghum), 2417 nucleotides. RefSeq names its product protein LAZ1 homolog 1. Bases 461 to 1918 code for a protein of 485 amino acids. The transcript is spliced from 9 exons. Gene Ontology annotation, biological process: transport. Gene Ontology annotation, molecular function: transporter activity. The record is from RefSeq and is a predicted model, not a curated record. Lineage: Eukaryota; Viridiplantae; Streptophyta; Magnoliopsida; Poales; Poaceae.